AUGGCUCCCGAAAUGUUUGAUAACUUGUUGCAUCUAGUAGGACCUAGACUUCAGAAAGAUAGAAGAGGAGGUUCACUGUCACCAGAUCAUCGUUUAGCAAUAACACUACAUUAUUUGGCUGAAGGAUGUUCCAUGCAAGAAAUAGCGAGAGGUUUUCGAAUUGGAAAGGCAACAGUCCAUGUCAUUAUAAGCGAAACAACCCAGAUUUUGUGGGAAAUUCUCAUGCCACUUGUAUUACCAGUACCAACAACAGAAAUGUGGAGAGCUAUUGCUGGAGGAUUUUAUCGAAGAUGGAAUAUUCCAAAUUGUGUAGGAGCUGUUGACGGCAAACAUAUACAUAUUCAGGCACCAAAUUAUUCUGGUUCAGAAUUUUUUAAUUAUAAAAAAGGAUUUAGCUUGGUAUUAAUGGCUACUUGUGAUGCUUAUUACCGUUUUGUAUUAGUUGAUAUUGGAGGAGCGGGCUCUAACCAUGAUAGUGUUGUAUUCCAGGAAAGUGGAUUUGGCAUGGCAAUGUUUAAUGGACAGUUAAAUUUACCAAAUGCUCAAAAUUUGCCAAAUUCAACUAUAAAAAUGGAACAUUUUUUUGUUGCUGAUCAGGCAUUUCCAUUACAUAAAAAUAUUAUGAGACCAUAUCCCGGUCAUCAAUUAGGAGAUGCAAAAAAUAUUUUUAAUUAUCGUUUGUCACGAGCCAGACGUACAAUCGAAAAUACAUUUGGCAUAUUAGUUCAAAGGUGGCGUAUUCUUCGUAGGCCAAUAAUAGCCAAUAUACAUUUAUGUGAAAACAUAACAAAAGCCACAAUUGUAAUACACAACUUUAUCCAAAGAGGUGAAAUGGAUAUACCAGCUUCUGAAAGUAAAUAUUGUGGAAUGGGACGUCGCGAUUACAUAGACGAAAAUGGAGUACUUCAUGCGGGAACAUGGAAUAAUGUUCCAUGUAAUUUACGCUCAGUAGGGAGGUUAAGUUCCAAUAAUGCCAGCCAAUGUUCAAAGGAAGCUCGAAACAUGCUGCAAGAAUAUUUCUUAUCAAAAGAAGGUUGCUUACCAUGGCAGUGGGAAUACGUGUCGCGGGGGUCACUUCCUGAAUAA
Anoplophora glabripennis (Asian longhorned beetle) is the source of this 1086-nucleotide messenger RNA. Its product is annotated as protein ALP1-like. NCBI's taxonomy places the organism in Eukaryota, Metazoa, Arthropoda, Insecta, Coleoptera, Cerambycidae. The transcript has 2 exons. The record is from RefSeq and is a predicted model, not a curated record. The coding region runs from base 1 to 1086 and encodes 361 amino acids.